Thermothelomyces thermophilus ATCC 42464 is the source of this 1886-nucleotide messenger RNA. RefSeq lists its product as uncharacterized. The record is from RefSeq and is a predicted model, not a curated record. The transcript is spliced from 5 exons. The coding region runs from base 323 to 1369 and encodes 348 amino acids. NCBI's taxonomy places the organism in Eukaryota, Fungi, Ascomycota, Sordariomycetes, Sordariales, Chaetomiaceae. Gene Ontology annotation, biological process: purine ribonucleoside salvage. Gene Ontology annotation, cellular component: nucleus; cytosol. Gene Ontology annotation, molecular function: adenosine kinase activity.
AUUUUCUUCAAUCCUUUCAGAUCCAGUCGGCAGGUUCCCCGACCUUCCCUAAUAAGCCGCUUGUACAUAAAUCAUGUUCCGGAUGGGAUCGGCGGCAGUGUGCUCACGGCCCUGCGUCUUUGCCAAGCCCUUCCUCGCUGACCGAACCAGGGCGCUGAUCGAACAAGGGACGGAUGGCGGUACAAUUCGGAGUUUAAACCCCACCAUUUUACUGCCCCGCCUUUUAAUAGGAAGCAGCUGCUCUUCUUUAACUCGCCGACAGAGCAGCAGCACAAACCUUUCGCACCGCAUACCACGUCCCCGCAACCGCCGGCUCAGCAAUAUGGCAUCCACGAAGGACUACAGACUGCUCUGCCUGGAGAAUCCCCUCCUUGACAUCCAGGCCUUCGGCAACGAGGCUCUGCUCCAGAAAUACGGCCUCAAGGCUAACGACGCCAUCCUUGCCGAGCCCAAGCACCUGGACAUCUACGAGGACCUCCUCAACAACUACGAUGCCAAGCUGAUCGCCGGCGGUGCCGCCCAGAACACGGCCCGCGGUGCCCAGUACAUCCUCCCUCCAAACAGCGUCGUCUAUCUGGGUGGCGCCGGCGAUGACAAGUACGCCGCCAUCCUCCGCGACGCCUGCAAGCAGGCCGGUCUGCGCGUCGAGUACCGCGUCGACCCCAAGAUUCCCACCGGCCGCUGCGGCGUCGUUAUCACCGGUCACAACCGCAGUAUGUGCACCGAUCUCGGUGCCGCCAACCACUACGACCUCGAGCACCUGAAGCGCCCGGAUAUCUGGGCCCUCGUGGAGAAUGCCGAGGUGUUCUACGUCGGCGGCUACCACUUCACUGUCUGCCCCCCUGCCAUCAUGGAGCUCGCCAACCAGGCGGCCACCAAGAACAAGCCCUUCAUCGUGUCCCUCUCCGCUCCCUUCAUCCCCCAGUUCUUCAAGGAGCCCCUCGACGCCUCUGCCCCCUACUGGGACUACGUGAUCGGUAACGAGACCGAGGCGGAGGCCUAUGCGGACUCCCACAACCUGGGCACCAAGGACGUCAAGGAGAUCGCAAAGGCGCUGGCGAAUCUGCCCAAGGUCAACACGCAGCGCAAGCGCGUGGCCGUCAUUACCCAGGGCACCGAGCCGACCAUCGUCGCCGUCCAGGGCGAGGACGAGGUCAAGGAGUACCCCGUGCACGCGAUCUCCAAGGAGGAGAUCUGCGACACCAACGGCGCCGGCGAUGCCUUCGCCGGCGGCUUCUGCGCGGGUAUUGUCGAGGGCCGCCCGCUGGACGUCUCCAUCGACAUGGGCCAGUGGCUGGCGUCGCUGAGCAUCAGGGAACUUGGUCCUUCUUAUCCCUUCCCCAAGAAGACUUAUCCUGGCAAGCAGUAAACAAGCGAACCAGGCAAGCUCGCAUGAAUUCAAACGCCCAAGGCGGUUCAAAAAAGCGGCGACAAUCUGAUUGCAUAUAUGAAUGCUUUCUGUAAACACAGCCAGGACAUUGAAGAGAACCAGAGCAAGACAGAAGGGGCCAUGAGGCAAAGCAGGGCCGGGACAAAGCAGGCAAAGAGGGUUGAACAGGAGCUUGUCCAUUUUUUUUUUCUUAUUUUUUCUUUUUCAUUGCAAACUGAACGCUGAAUUGAGUCAUGAACUUGUGCGGCAGCAAAGUUCACAGGAGCAGACCAGUCGAGAAAGAGUGUUAUUCACGCCGCAGCAACUCAUGAAAGCCAGAGCAGACGAACCGCCCUCUUCCGAGGACGAGAGCAAGAGCGAGCUGGCCGCCUGUUGCGGCUGGGCGUCACUCAAAGUGCCUGGCGUGGUUCGGCCACACCGACGACUGGUUGCCGCACUUGUCAGCCGCAGAAACCUGCUCUAGGAGAUCACAUAGCUGUCGGCGGGGGUCUCUUCU